Molecule: messenger RNA, 2055 nt
Organism: Arthroderma uncinatum
Lineage: Eukaryota; Fungi; Ascomycota; Eurotiomycetes; Onygenales; Arthrodermataceae
Product: UV excision repair protein
Exons: 9
Coding region: 1-2055 (684 amino acids)
Biological process (GO): nucleotide-excision repair; proteasome-mediated ubiquitin-dependent protein catabolic process
Cellular component (GO): nucleoplasm; cytosol
Molecular function (GO): damaged DNA binding; polyubiquitin modification-dependent protein binding; proteasome binding
Source: RefSeq, a predicted model, not a curated record
AUGGUUGUUCCCAAGACAAAAUGGGACAGGGUUGGCUGGGUGAAGAAGCUGGAACCAAAUUGGGUCCCUUUUAUUUAUUCUGUUGAUAAUGACUUGAGAUAUACCCUUCGCACACCAAAGAAUGUUGGGCGUGAAGCAAUGGUGUAUCUAACCUUCAUUAUUGACUACUAUGACUCGCUUCCAGACAUAGUAGCAUUCACACACUCUGCAAACAGACAGUGGCAUAAUGAUGUCAAGGGCCUCAAGACGGUCACUGUCCUGUCGCAACUGCAGAUUGACGCUGUCAAGAGAAAGGGAUAUGUGAACCUGCGGUGUCUAUGGGAGCCAGGAUGUCCAACUUCACUCAAUCCUCUCAACCCAACAGAGAUAGAUAUCCAGAGGCAGGAUGAGCGGGCCAAGAUGCCUGAGAUAUACAUGCAACUUUUCAACGUCACGAGGAACGAGGUCCCAGAACAUAUCGGGGGAGUCUGCUGCGCACAGUUCGCAGUGACUCGGGAACGAAUCCGGGCCCGAUCUCGGGAAGACUAUAUUCGGAUGCGGAACUGGGCGCUGGAAUAUGAUUUGACGAGCUUCAGUAUCGGCUGGGUGUUUGAGCAGCUCUGGCACAUCAUCUUCAUGGAGGAAGCAAUCCAUCUAACGGUAUACCUGCAGCUGUCCUUCCGAGACGCAAUGCCGGUAACAGGGGCAAAGAAAUACGCGUCACAGAUGAUGGGAGUCUUCGAGUGGCGGGAAAUUGAGCAGGAACGCAUGGGGGAAAGGAAUACGAGGCGACACCGGCCUCAACCGUCGAUAUCGAAGGUGCAAAUUGAGGUGAAGAGCCAGGAGAGUUUCGGCUGGCUGCUGGCUGGCAUCCAUGACCACCAUGUGAUGUGCCUGAAGGGAAGGUUAUCCAGGGGCGCUGAUUCGAUAAAUUACUUGAUAGCCCGGAUGUUUGCCCGCACUAGUCCCGAAGCGACCAAGGCAGAAGCCCGCUGCGUUCAACGCUUCACCUUCCCGCCAUCAAACCCUCCAGGAAACAACAACAACGACACACUGCGGCCUGUCCUGUUCUCUGUCUCUGGCAAAAUUCUACAAGAUGCCAACACUAUUGAAUCAUACAACAUCGAGGAGAAGGGGUUCAUAGUGUGCAUGGUGUCAAAGCCAAAACCUGCACCCUCUGCCUCAGGCUCAGCGGCGUCCUCAUCCUCUCAGACACCUGCCGCUCCACCAUCUGCUCCAAUCCCCGCUACGCCUUCAGCUCCAGCUCGGGCAAAUGUUACCGCCUCAGAGACUCCGGCCACUCCCUCGCCUGCUGGCGGUGCUGCCUCAGGUGCGACCUUCAAUGACCCCUCCGCCCUUCUUAUGGGAAACCAGGGACAGGAAGCGAUCACUCAGAUGGAGGCCAUGGGUUUCCCAAGAAGCGACAUCGACCGUGCCAUGAGAGCUGCUUUCUUCAACCCCGAUCGUGCCAUUGAAUAUCUUCUAAACGGUAUCCCCGAAGAAUCCGAGCGUGAACCCCCAAGCGCGCCACCAGCAGGGUCUUCCCAAGCUCCUCCUGUAGCUGCCGGUGGUUCAGGUGGUGCGACCGACUCUCAGGUCCAAGAAUCUCUAAAUCUUUUUGAACAAGCCGCUGCACAGGCUGGUGGAGGCGGCGCUGGCCGUGGUCGUGGUGCCGGUGCGGGAGAAGGUGCUGGCAGCUUAGGCAAUUUGGAAUUCUUGCGAAACAACCCCCAUUUCCAACAGCUACGUCAGCUCGUCCAGCAGCAGCCACAGAUGCUUGAACCUAUCCUUCAGCAGGUCGGCGCCGGAAACCCUCAACUCGCCCAAUUGAUUGGCCAAAACCAAGAGCAGUUCCUACAGUUGCUUAGCGAAGAUAUCGAUGACGAAACACAGAUUCCCCCAGGGGCUCAAUCCAUCAGCGUAACGGAGGAGGAGAGAGAUGCAAUUGAGAGACUUUGCCGAUUAGGCUUCCCCCGCGACUCUGUCAUCCAGGCCUACUUCGCAUGUGACAAGAACGAAGAGCUUGCGGCCAACUUCCUAUUUGACCAGCCCGACGAAGGUGAAGACCAGCAAUAG